GAAGGAGACAAUUUUACAAAACAUUAAACAUGAAGUACUCGAGGGACCUGAUCGUCGCGUGCAUGCUGAUUGGUUUGGUUGUGCGCAGUCAGGCCGCACCAUCUUCUAGAAGAUCGCGAGCGGCCGCGCUGCCAGAAGCAACGAGCGGCCGCCAGAGCAAACUCACAGAAGAAUACAAAGAAGAUGGCACUACGGCAUCGCCUGCACCACCCACAAACAGGAGAAACAAAGCGUUGAAUCUCUUUGGUUACUUCCCAUCCUUUCUGGCAUCAGGUUUAGAUUAUAACGAAGACGAUGACGAUGACGUCACGUUUGCCGUGAACGACGACCAUUUCGAUGAUGACGAUUUGUCUAGAACCAUCCCUUCAAGACGCCGACAGCAGAAUAAGAAGAAGAACGGCAACGGGGACAGUUAUCAAAAUGAUAACUUAAAUACACUGCAAUACGACAACUCCCCCAUUUUCUACAUCAGACUGCCUCCGACUCCGUACAUGUUCGUACCCGGUCUCGGUUACGUUUCCCAGCCUCCUAACCUAGGCCCUCCUAUGGGACCACCGAUGCCUCAAAGUGUGCCUCAAGUGGAUCCGUUCAUAAACUUGCCUUUAGACUUCGUGUCAAACGGGAAACCUACAGGCGUAUACCAAUGGGGCAGUAAUGGUGGGUAUCCUCAAAUGCCCCAGGUACCACAAAUGCCUCCGAUGCCUCAAAUGGAUCCGUUCGGCUACGGUGGGCAGCCGAUGAUGCAGCCAAUGCAGAGGCCUAGCUACAAUAACUUGCCUUCCUACUCCAAGCCCAAGCCUAAACCGGCAGCUACUAAUUCUAAAGUCACUAAUCUUAAAGGUCAAUACGUUUUCAAUGGGAAACCUAACGACAGCGUUUACGUUUUGCGAGACACGUAUAAUUCCAUAUACUCUGAUGCGCUCCAGAACUUCUAUCCUUAAAGAGAAUCUGAUAUAGCUAGGAAGUGUUAAACUGGCUCGUAUCGAGCUGAACGUAUAUUUUCAAUCAAACUCGAUGAAAUGUGUGAAGUCAGUACGACUUUUGGUGAAUUUAAUUAAGAAAGCAAUGUCCAGUCAACGAAUUACAAAUCCGGUUUAAUGAAAAUCAUCAGAGUGUGGAUUUUAUUCUUGUAGAUGGUUGCUUCAUAAAUCAUGUUACUAAUAUGUUAAAUCAUUUGAAAAUUUAAAUCAGUGGUCCAUUUUAAGUAAUAAUUCUCUUAACCAUGACGACUGCCAAGAGUGCCGAGCCAAUGCAAAUAAAUAUCAGAAUUUUGUGUUUUACUUUAUGGUGAAAAAUAACCGAAGUGUCCCUUGGUUGGGAAAACGUUUAAAACACGUACAACGUAUCUACAGUCAAAGGUAAACAUAUCGAUGCGACCAAUUACAGAAAAAGUAUAUACCUACGAUCUUAAUAAUAUUAUGGCCAAUAAGGUCG
Cydia fagiglandana is the source of this 1434-nucleotide messenger RNA. RefSeq lists its product as uncharacterized. The record is from RefSeq and is a predicted model, not a curated record. The transcript has 2 exons. The coding region runs from base 30 to 941 and encodes 303 amino acids. Lineage: Eukaryota; Metazoa; Arthropoda; Insecta; Lepidoptera; Tortricidae.